AUGAGCGACAAGAUUAGCAACCUGCCGGACUUGUUGCUUCUCCAUAUUUUGUCUUCUAAAUCUCUUCAAACCAACGAUGUCGUUGCGACAUCCCUCUUGUCAAAGAGAUGGAGAUCUCUUUGGUACUCCAUUCCCAAGCUUGAGUUUCACGAUGCACUCUCAUGUAGUUAUGAAUCCUUUCUUCAAUUUAUAGACGCUACCCUCAUCUUAGUAGAUCUGAAAUCUGUCAAAAUGUUCUCUCUCCUGUGUGACUCUCAUGAUCUGCCCCCUCAUAAGGUUGACAUUUGGGUUAACGCUGUGGUCAAGAGCAAACUUGAGUAUCUGAAUUUAUGGUUUAACAGUGAAUUUGGUUCUGUAGUUAAGCCGUUGCCCUCUACCAUUUUCAAAUGCAGUACCAUUAGGAUCUUAAAGUUGCUUAGGGUGAAGUUGAGUAAACUUUCUACUGUUAAUCUGCCAUCUCUUAAGGCCUUGCAUAUGUUGUCCGUUGGGUUCUCGGACGCCGAAAGUUUAGAAAUGCUUCUUUCUGAAUGUGUUCGUCUUCAAGAAUUACUGCUACUGGAUGUGGAUUUACCUGAUUAUGAGGAUACGAACCUGGACAUUGGAAGGCUUCAUCACUUGGUUAUUGCAGAGGUUCCAGAAGGUCUAUUCCAAAUAGAAGUGUUCUCCAAUGUUACAUUUCUAAGCUUAAAGGAGCAUGAUUUUUCUCCUGAUGAUCAUGAUAUUCCAACAUUUUGCAAUUUGACCCAUCUGGAAGUUGAUUUAUUUACUCUGAAUGGGUGGGUCAAUAUGGUCAGCUGUCUCCCAAGUUUCCCCAAGCUUGAAACUUUCAUAAUUCGUGAGCAAGAUUUUAUGGGGGUGAAUUGGUCAAUGGAACCAAGUCCUGAUGAAGUUCCUCCAUGCGUGUCAUCUCACCUGAAGACUUUCGCUCUUAAGGGCUUUGAAUUCUUGAAAAGUGAGUUUCAAAUUGUAGGAUUUAUAUUGAAGCAUGCAAUAGUAUUGAGGUCUGUGAUCAUUACGACUGAAGAUUAUGAUUAUCCAAGCCCAGAGGCUGGGAGACAGGAAUUGUUGGGGAUAUUAUCGUCAUACCCCAAACGUUCCCGGAGUUGUAAGCUUUUUGUAGAUGUUCCUGCCAAAACCAUAUAUCAGAAGGUGUAUAAUAAAUUAGUUGAAGAAAAGGAUUUCAGUUACUACUUCGAAUUUUAG
This is a messenger RNA of Neltuma alba, 1203 nucleotides long. Its product is annotated as F-box/FBD/LRR-repeat protein At5g56420-like. NCBI's taxonomy places the organism in Eukaryota, Viridiplantae, Streptophyta, Magnoliopsida, Fabales, Fabaceae. The transcript has 3 exons. Bases 1 to 1203 code for a protein of 400 amino acids. Gene Ontology annotation, molecular function: protein binding. The record is from RefSeq and is a predicted model, not a curated record.